AUGGGUUUUCUUCGAGCAAUCAAUGUUCGUUUAACAGGGGAAGAAGGUGGUCUUUUCCAUGGUGCUUUGGUGGAAGUUUUGUGGUUGAAAGAUGGUGGGAUUUUGGUCGGAGAUGGGGUGGAGACGCGUCAAUGGCGAUUUUGGGUUUGGGACUUUGGGGAUGUCGACUGCCUUUGGAGAUCCAAUUACAAGUGCAAUGGAGAUAAAAUAUACAGUGAAGGAUGGCAUAUAGCAAUUCCAAUAUACAAUGAUAUGAGCAUGCGCUUGUAUAUGGAGAUGAAAAAGAAAAACCUGAAUAUCACUGAAUAUCCAUUAUGCAUAACAUUGAAAACUGUGUAUUCAAGUGCUGAAUGCUCAUAUUCAAGUUCAUACUCGGGUGGCAACUUACUGGCAACAACUUCGACUGGAAACUUACUCGCAACAACUUCAGUUGGUUUACAAUGUCAGAACGUAGAAGAAGUACACGGAACUAAUAUUGUUGAGAUGAUGGAUAAUCAUGUAAAGGAAGACAAAAUUGAGAUAUUGAAGGGAAAUUGUAUAGUAGACAAUUCACAACAUGAAGAAAUUGCAGAAGGUCAGUUGUAUUGGGACAAAGAUACACUCAUUAGUGUAAUGAAGCACUACGCAAUACGAGAAAAAUGUCAAUUUAUAGUGGAUAGAUCAUCUACAACAAGGUAUUGUCUUAUAUGCGUGGAUGAAAGUUGCAAAUGGAGUCUUAGAUCUUCAAGUCUACACAAAUCAAAUGUCUUCAAGGUUAGACGGUUCAAUGAUGUUCACACUUACCCAGAGAUGACUAGACUGUUUUCACAACGUCAUGCUACUUCGUCUGCCAUUGCAAAAAUGAUUUGCAACAAAUAUGCCAAUCCAAAAAUAAUAUACACUCUGGCAGACAUCAUGAGCGACAUGAAACAACAGUAUGAGAUUAAUAUGAGUUACGUAAAAGCUUAUAGAACAAAAGAAAAGGCGCUUGAACUACUAAGAGGGAUACCACGCGAAUCUUAUAGAAAACUGCCGGGUCACUUGUAUAUGAUAAAUAUGACAAAUCCUGGUUCUUUCACAAUGUUACAUAAAUCAGAGGACGGGCGCUUCAUGUAUGUUUUUGUCGCACUAAAUGCAUCAAUCAUAGGAUGGAAAUACUGUUACCCUAUUGUAGUGGUUGAUGGGACAUUCCUCAAAUCAUCACACAGAGGAACAAUGUUAACAGCUAGCGCACAAGAUGCGGCAGGUGAAUAUGUUGCAGACUCGUAUAAUAAUUAUAUAUGGUUUAGAUAG
Molecule: messenger RNA, 1272 nt
Organism: Nicotiana attenuata
Lineage: Eukaryota; Viridiplantae; Streptophyta; Magnoliopsida; Solanales; Solanaceae
Exons: 3
Coding region: 1-1272 (423 amino acids)
Source: RefSeq, a predicted model, not a curated record